Striga hermonthica is the source of this 2232-nucleotide messenger RNA. NCBI's taxonomy places the organism in Eukaryota, Viridiplantae, Streptophyta, Magnoliopsida, Lamiales, Orobanchaceae. The record is from the annotation of a GenBank genome assembly.
AUGAUGUUCAGAACCUACGGUCGCCGGGGUCGUGUCUUGGGCCGGAGUUGCUCGUCCAGUGGCUUUUCCGAUGGAGUUUCGGGAUCUUCUUCCCAAGAAUUCUCGCAGGAUGUUUACGAUUUCUCGUUUCCGUCCGAUCCGUACGAUUUCGACCCGUCUCAUGAUUCGGGGCGAUCGGCGGCGUUUCUGCGGCCAAGGAAGGAAGGGGAUGAGUUUCGGAACUCGAAGAAAUUGAAGGUAAUUGGAGCCGGUUCAAGGGCCUCCGAUGAAAAUUCUUUGCAAGAAUCAAAGAAAUUCGGGAUUUUGAGGAUUUCUGGUGAAGGGGGUUCGCAGAGAUCGAGGGUGAUGAAGAAGGAUGGGGACUUGUGGGGAUCGAGGAAGUCCAAGAACGUUGAUAAUGGUUCUUAUGGCUUCAACUCGUCUCAGGAGUUGAGUGACUUUGGUAUUUCUCAGUCAAGAGAUCCCGAAAGUCAAGGUGAUGGCUGGGAUCUUGGUGGGGAUUUUGGGAAAUCUAGGAAAAGGGCCAGGGGUGAGGUUAAUCCAGAUCCAUAUGAUUAUAAUUCAUCGCAGGAGUUGGAGGAACAUGUGGUUCCACCUCAAAGCAAGGUCAGGGAUGAUAAGGUUUUUGAUUUCACAGAGGAUGGGGAUUUAUGGGAAUCGAAGAAGUCCAAGAAUCUCGAUCUUGAUUCAUUUACGUUAGAUUCCUCUCAGGAGUUGGGUAAUUUGUGUACUUCUAAGUCGAGAAAACAUGAAAACAAUGGUGAUCAUCGGGGUUUUGGGGGGGUUUCUGGAAAAUCUAAGAAGAAAAAUAUGGAUGAGAAUGGGAAAUUGCAUAGGAAAAAGAAUAAGAAAAAGAUGAAGUCAAAGGAGUCGGAGCCAAGUUAUGUUGAGCUUACUGCUACACUUAUGGAGACUCAAGAGUCUGGGGAGAUGAUGGAGCAUGAAGAUGAGGUGAAUUUUGCGUUGGAUGGGCUGAAGAAGGGGCAACCAGUGGCAGUUCAUAGGGCGAGCCUUCUGUCAUUGCUAACAAUUUGUGGAACAGCGCAGCAGAGGCGGCUUUUGAAAGUGCAUGGGAUGGCGGAAAUUAUCCUUGAUGCUGUUUUGGGACUCAAUUUUGAUGAUAUGCCAUGUAACGUUGCUGCUGCAGCUUUAGUUUAUGUUCUGACGGUUGACGGUCAAAAUGAUUAUCUUCUGGAUUCACCAAGCUGCAUCCAUUUUCUAAUAAAAAUGUUGAAACCACUUUCACCUAGCGUUGUCAAGGAAAAAGCUCUACCUGUUGGUAGCAAGCUUCUAAGCCUGUGCAGGAGUGUCGGUUUGUUACAGGAACCAGCCAAGGGAACAGAUUCUAGCUCUACAAUCAUGCUCCAGGUUCGGGAGAUCCUUGUCAAUUGCAAGGAAAUGAAGUCAAGAGAUGACAGUCAUGGUGGGGAAUGGUCGGAGAAGAGCCCUACUUUUGCACUGGAUUCAAGAGAAAUCUCGGGGCUAGAAAGCCUAGUACUGCUUUUAAAAUGUCUAAAAAUCAUGGAAAAUGCUCUUUUCCUUAGCAAUGAUAAUCAGCGCCAUUUACUUGAGAUGAAAGGAAGUUUUGAUGGUCAACGAGCUCCCCGUUCUUUCACAAAGCUUGUUCUAAGUGUCAUUAAAAUUCUCUCAGGUGUUUCAUUACUGAGGAACUCUUCACCAUCCAAUUCCAAAGAUGAAAAGGUGGGCUGUAUUCCUUACGAGGGCAAUCAUUUCGAAGGCCUUUCUGGCUUAGGUUUAACUUCUCAGGAAAGUUUUACCCAGCUCGACGUGAUCAGAUCGAGUGCUGGACCCACUCAAUGUUCCGCUGAUGCCCUGUUGCUUAAGCUGAGAGCCGAAUCCUCCAAAUCAGGAAUGUGUGGCGGGACAUCAAGGGAAUCUGAUAGGAUGGUCCGCACGAGUGGUUAUUCAGGAAUGGACGGUCAGGAUCCUUUUAUGUUUGACGAGGAUGACUGUGAGCCCUCAAAGUGGGACGUAAUGUCGGGAAGCUCGAAUAAGCCGUUGUCCCAAGGUAAGAGGCAAAGUGGGAGUCGAUUUGGAUUUGAGAGUCACCCUGUUCUUGUGGCCAGCCAGCAAGAAUCGAAUGAUGUAGGAUAUCGUCAUUCGCAGGAGGCUUCUUGUUCUUCGGCUGUUGACGCUGAUAAUAAGUCUCUUGGCGGAUUGUCUACUCACGGCUGUCAAGGUUCUUAUGAACUUGACGAACGACAACGCUGA